Messenger RNA from Andrographis paniculata, 2838 nucleotides. Its product is annotated as oligopeptide transporter 7-like. The transcript is spliced from 6 exons. The record is from RefSeq and is a predicted model, not a curated record. Lineage: Eukaryota; Viridiplantae; Streptophyta; Magnoliopsida; Lamiales; Acanthaceae. Gene Ontology annotation, biological process: transmembrane transport. Gene Ontology annotation, molecular function: oligopeptide transmembrane transporter activity. The coding region runs from base 413 to 2659 and encodes 748 amino acids.
ACGUCAGGCCAUCUCCAACACCAAUGGACAAAUUAGAGCGAUAAUAAAUCCAUUUUACUAUAUCAACAACCGAGGAACUCUACUUUGAAUGAAACUCACUUACGCAAAUCGUUCUGACAGAGACAAAAGAUAGGUGCAUCUGCAUCUGCAUCUGGCUGGAAACCCAUCCAAAUCCACCUACCACUCUCGCCACUGCGGAAGAAAGGGGAAACCUGCAAGGGGGUAAACUAAUGUACUUAUAUUUUUUAAUUAUUCAGAAUUUCAGAUUCCCAUUCCGCUGACCGCAGUGGGUCCCUCGUAUUAUCUCCUCCACCCUGCCCUUUUCGGUUCAAACUCCCAAACCCAAACCCCAACCCGAUUGCGGCGAUCAUCCAAUUUUCAGUUUGGAUAGUUUGAUUCCGCAGAAAGAAGAAUGAUCGAAGAAGAAGAAGAUGAUGAAGAGAUUUCAGCUCCUCUGAUUCGGAGGAUCCCGGAGGCCGGCGGCGCCUCCGGGUCGGGGGUGAGCGAAAAUUCGCCGGUGGAGCAAGUGGCGCUGACGGUUCCGGCGGCGGACGACCCCACAAUUCCGGUGGUGACGUUUCGGAUGUGGGUACUCGGGGCGGCGGCCUGCGCUCUGCUCUCGUUCCUCAACCAGUUCUUCUGGUACCGCCGGGAGCCGCUGUCUAUCACGGCGAUCUCCGCCCAGAUAGCGGUGGUGCCGAUCGGCCAUCUGAUGGCGGCGGCGCUGACGCGACGGGUGUUCUUCGAGGGGCGGAGGUGGGAAUUCAGCCUCAACCCGGGGAAAUUCAACGUGAAGGAGCACGUGCUGAUGACGAUCUUCGCCAAUGCUGGCGCGGCGAAUCCGUACUCGAUCCAUAUCGUGAGCGCCGUCAAAAUAUUCUACGGGCAGCGGUUGAGUUUCUGGGUGGCGCUGUGCGUGGUUCUGACGACGCAGGUUUUGGGCUUUGGAUGGGCCGGGCUUUUCCGGCGGUACUUGGUGGAGCCCGCCGCCAUGUGGUGGCCACAAAACCUUGUCCAGGUCUCUCUUUUCAGGGUUCUUCACGAAAAAGAAGUGAGGCCUCGCGGCGGAUUGACAAGAAAUCAGUUCUUUCUAAUUGCUUUCAUCUGCAGCUUUGCGUACUACGUCUUUCCCGGCUAUCUUUUCCCCAAGCUUACUUCUGUCUCCUGGCUCUGCUGGAUAUUUCCUUCUUCCAUUCUCGCCCAACAGCUCGGCUCCGGACUACACGGCAUGGGAAUUGGUGCGGUUGGGUUAGAUUGGUCCAGCAUAUCCUCGUACCUUGGCAGCCCAUUAGCUAGCCCGUGGUUUGCUACUGUUAACAUUGCUGCUGGAUACCUUCUUUGCAUGUAUGUUGUCACGCCGGUUAUGUACUGGCUCAACGUCUAUAAAGCUAAGACCUUUCCGAUAUUCUCUGAUGACCUAUUCACAUCCGAGGGGCAAAAGUACAACAUUUCAGCCAUUAUAGAUUCCAACUUCCACAUUGACUUACCGGCAUAUGAGCAGGAAGGACAACUCUAUCUCAGCACGUUUUUCGCCAUGACCUAUGCUUUCAGUUUUGCCUGUCUCACCGCCACCAUUGUUCAUGUCCUCCUUUUUCAUGGAAAAGAUCUGUGGCUGCUGAGCAAGUCGGCGUUCAAGGAGAAGAAGAUGGAUGUGCACGGCAAGCUUAUGCAGAAGUACAAGCAAGUCCCGGAGUGGUGGUUUUUGACCAUUCUCGGCCUAAACAUUGCGUGCACUCUGCUUGUUUGUCACUGUUACGUCGAUCAGCUCCAGUUGCCGUGGUGGGGUGUGUUAUUGGCAUGUGCUAUUGCCUUCAUUUUCACCCUUCCCGUUGGAGUUAUCACCGCCACGACCAACCAAGUACCGGGACUGAAUGUGAUCACAGAGUACAUUAUCGGGUACCUGUAUCCCGGAUAUCCCGUUGCUAACAUGUGCUUUAAGGUCUACGGCUACAUCAGCAUGAAACAAGCGCUGACGUUCCUCCAAGACCUCAAACUAGGACAUUACAUGAAAAUACCCCCUCGAACGAUGUUCAUGGCCCAGAUAGUCGGCACCCUGAUAUCAUCGCUGGUACAUCUCGGAACAGCUUGGUGGCUGAUGGAAACCAUACCCAACAUCUGUGAUCGGGCAGUACUUCCUCCAGGCAGCCCGUGGACAUGCCCGGGCGACCAUGUAUUCUACGAUGCUUCCGUUGUUUGGGGUUUGAUCGGGCCAGAAAGAAUAUUCGGAGACCUCGGUCACUACUCAGCUAUCAACUGGUCAUUCCUGGUGGGGGCGGUGGCCCCCUGCAUCGUCUGGCUGGCCCACAAGGCAUUUCCGAACCAGCAAUGGAUUCGGCUGGUCACAGUGCCCGUGCUGCUUGUGUCUAUAAUAAACAUGCCCCCGGCCACUGCCGUGAACUACAACAGCUGGAUCAUCAUCGGGUUCUUUUCGGGCUAUGUGGCAUACAGAUAUCACCGGGAAUGGUGGAGACGGCACAACUACGUGCUGUCGGGGGCCCUGGACGCCGGAUUGGCCUUCAUGGGGGUGUUGCUCUAUUUGGGAUUGGGCAUGGAGCACAUCAGCCUCGACUGGUGGGGAAGCGUCACGGAUGGAUGCCCGCUCGCCUCUUGCCCCACGGCCAAAGGAAUUGUUGUCCAAGGAUGCCCCGUAUCGUUUUGAUAUCUAUAUAUAUUAUGGAAAACAAAAGGAGACGGAUUCGCUGUCGACUCUACCUUUACCUUUAUUAUGUAUGCUGAUUUGAUUCAAUGAAUGAAUGAAUAGGAAAUCCGCGUCCAAAACAAACAUAGAGGAUGCACUGUACAUGUAUUUGUGUCUAUGAAUCCAUGUUUUCUGCACUA